Molecule: messenger RNA, 2487 nt
Organism: Oldenlandia corymbosa var. corymbosa
Lineage: Eukaryota; Viridiplantae; Streptophyta; Magnoliopsida; Gentianales; Rubiaceae
Source: the annotation of a GenBank genome assembly
AUGAAUGUACCGUCUGAAAAGCCGUCUUCUUCUGGCUUAACACAAAAAGAGAAGAACACAAUUGUGGUGGAUAUUGAGAGCUCUCCACCCAAGCAAAAAGAAACGGGUAUCAAGAAGAAUACGGAGUAUUCCAGUGAUGAUCAGCCUCGCGACUCACUGAAUUUAGUGGUAGCGACGUCGGCAAAUAAGUUUGCUGUCCUCGAUACAAUUCAAGAGGAAGAAGGUGAGAUUGUUGAAGAUGUGACAGUGGAGGAUGGUUUGGAAGACUCAGAGCCUACUGAAAAUUCUGAAAAUAGACAGAAUGAUGCGUCACUUCCACCGCAGCAAGAAGGAUCCGCGGAUUUGGGGCCGGAACUAUCCACAUUGGAAGCUUUCCAGAAAGAGCUAUCUGCAUUGGAUAAUGAUACAGUUCUCUCGGUCAGUGAUUUUGCUGAUGAUGGUGUGAUUGAGAAAAAUUCUGAGAUUGGUGAAACAAUAAUUGUUGAGCAGGAAAGCUGGUCUGAAGGGGACAUGGACGUUUAUGAGGACCAAGAGCGAGUGACAGCACAAGGGGGGGAUUUCAAUGUGAUCCGUACUUUGGAAGAAUACUCGGGAGUCUCUGUCCAAGAUAACGUUGCGAUGACUGAUUUCAAUACUUGCAUUGAGGACUACGGUUUGAUGGAAUUGUUGGCUGUAGGAGAAGACUUCACUUGGGGAGGAACUCGAAUAGAGAACCUGAAUCGUACUACAUCAGACCAUAGCCCAAUCUUGCAUCUUUUUGGUCAUCAAAUUGCGAGUAAACCUAAGGUUUUUCGCUUUCAAAAGAUGUGGCAGCGUCGAAGUGACUUCAAGGCCGUGGUAAAGGAAUGUUGGGACCAACCUUUAGGUUAUUAUGGGAUGCAUGGUUUUUUGUUGAAGCUACGCCAGUUGAAGGUUAAGCUUCGAGAAUGGAAUAAGGGAGUUUUUGGCGAUGUUUUUGAAAACCUUAAAUCGGCGGAGGCAAAUGUUCAACAGUUGGAAAGUUUAUAUGAUAUGACCAGUCUUGAACGAGAUAGUUUGGUGAGGGAUGGAGCAAUUGCAGCUUAUGGAACUCCUAGUAGGUCUCUUGCAUUGUCACAUUUGGCUUUUGCGGACGACCUAAUUAUCUUCACAAGAGGGCUGAAAAAUUCUCUUUCUGAGGAUUUCUGUGAAGGAGAUGAUGUCCUCGUUUGGCAGCCUAACACUAAAGGGGAUUUCUCAGUCAAAUCGGCUUAUGAGGUUACAAGGAGGAGGCGCGCAGAGGUGAAGGAGCUGAGCUUUGUGUGGGCUAAACAGGUUCCUUUAAGGAUUUCUUUCUUCAUUUGGAAAUUGCAUAAUAAAUUAUUGCCUUUUCCAGAAAUUCUUAGUAGAAUGGGGUUGCAAAUCUUGCCUUCAAUUUGCCCUUUUUGCAAGGUGCAAUCUGAAAAUAUAGAGCAUGUUUUCUUCGGUUGUCACAAGAUAAUGAAUGUAUGGUCUUUUUUUGCUGGAAUGAUGUGUAUCAAAGGGGGCUCCUCCUUGGCCUCAAUGAUUCAGAGUUGGUGGCAGAGGGGGGAUCAUUUGUCGGCCUAUGGAGUGUUUCACAUUCUUAUGCCUACAAUUAUUAUAUGGGAGACGUGGAAGGCACGCAACAAAGUGAUUUUUGAAGGCAGCAUCAUAGAGACAUCAAACCUGAUUUUUGCAAUCAAGACCCAUGUUGGUGAUCUUUUGAGAGUACAUGACUUGAAAGUAGCAACCUUGGCAGAGAAGUCUUUUUUUGAGGAAUUUUUUGGGGCUACUUUGAAGAAGAAGCCGCGGCCUCUAGUUAAAGAGGUUAGGUGGAUUCCUCCUCCUUCUAAUUCUUAUGUCCUAAAUACGGAUGGUUCAUCUGCUUUAGGGGAAGGGGGAUAUGGUUUUGUCAUUCGAGGAAAGGAAGGUACUUUUAUUUACAGUGAAAGUGGUUACCUUGGUGGUGGUAAUAGCUAUAUGGCAGAGAUAGCGGGGGCUCUCUUCAGAAAGUGUGAAAUGAUGAAUCUUUCUAAUGUUUAUUUACGAACUGAUAAUCAGAGCUUGGCUUGGGCAUUGAACCAUCCUUCGGCUUUCCCUUGGAGAUUCCAUCUUCUUUUUCAGGAAAUGCUUUCUAUUAUACUCAGAAAUGGGUAUAUAGUUUCUCAUGUUUUUAGGGAAGCAAACUUUGUAGCUGAUAAGUUAGCCAAAAAUGCCUCUUUUGACUUACAAGAAGAGGUUAAGUCGAUGAAUAGUUUCUAUGACAUACUUGAAACUAUGAUUGUGCCUACUAAGGAAGAACUUCAUCGCUCCUUAAACUCUAUGUCAAGACAUAAUCACUAUGAAAUUAGUGGAGUUGCUAGUCUUGGUGACUAUAUUGUUGAUGAUGAUGAAGCUUCUGAUAUUGAGGACGAUGGUACCUUGGAUAACUAUUUUGAUGUUCCUAUAAAUGAUGACUUUGAACAUGAGAGGUCUCCUAGGCAUCAAGAGGUUGUGGGGAUCACGUGA